Messenger RNA from Cuscuta epithymum, 910 nucleotides. NCBI's taxonomy places the organism in Eukaryota, Viridiplantae, Streptophyta, Magnoliopsida, Solanales, Convolvulaceae. The record is from the annotation of a GenBank genome assembly.
GAUGAGGACGAGGAUGAAGAUGACGACGGUCCCGUGGGAUUGUCAGAAGAUGAUAUUCGCGCGCAAGCUGAAGUCGGAAACGUGGGAAGGCGGUGCCGACGCCGAUAAGGCAUGUACGGUAUGUUUGUCGAAAGGUGAAAUGAUAAUCCGUCUGGUGCAGACAUGUUCUCAUUCAUUCCACAAAGAUUGCAUUGUGGCGUGGCUGAGGCUGAACGGGACGUGCCCUAUAUGCCUCCAUCGGGCCGUCUGCGACGUCGAUGAGACUGUUGUCACCCUGCCGCCGCCGCCGCCCGCAUUUGAUAUCAUGUCUUUGAUGCCUCAUAAUUGGUCUUUGAUCAACAGUUCAAAUGCUGAUUGGACUAGCUAUCCCGAUAGUUCUCGCUCCACCACUGGGUAUGCAGUUUUUCUGGGCAUUUAUCUUAUUUCAUGGCGGUACAAGAAGCAACCAACGGUUUCAAAGUCCUCCACUGAAGGUGAAUACAGAGCCAUAAUUUACACUGUUCAGGACACCCUCUUUGUUCAAUCACUUCUCGUGGAUAUGGGAGUCUUGAUUUCGACUCUUGUUCAGCUACAUUGUGACAAUGUCUCUGCAACUUACUUGGUUGUUAAUCCCAUUCGACAUGACCACAACAAACACAUCAAGAUUGACCAUCACUUUGUCCGAGAACGAGUUGCUCAUGGAGAUCUCAGAGUUAAAUAUAUUCGCAUAUAGUUACAGUUAGCUGAUAUUUUUACUAAAAACUUAUCUAGUCAACGUUUUGAAUUUUUACAUUCCAAUCAGUGCGUUGUAUCCAUGCACAGAUUGAGGGAGUUAAAUGUAUUAUAGUGGUUUUAUUUUGUAAUUUCCAAACAUUGUUUUAUUAUAAAUGUAUGUUUUUAGACUUCCAAAAGGGUAAACCAUUAUUCUCUC